AUGAGCCUCGGGCUUGGGACGCUUGUGGAUGGCAAUCGCUCGUAUCUUUAUCUCGUUAAACACUUGUGCAUGGAGGUUCCUAGUUUGAGUAAGACAAUAGCAUGGGUUUUGAGGCACGGUGCUGUCAAAAUGGAUUUGAAGAUUCGGAGCAACGGAUAUUGCAGUAUCAAAGAUUUGCUAGAGAUGGACGUGAAAAUUGGCGGUGGAAUCCCCCUAUCUUCAUUCACAGUAGCCGACGUCAUGAGCAUGGUAGCCUGCGAUCCAAAGCAAAGAUUCUCAACUAUCGAGGAGGAGGACGACCAACUUUACAUUAGGGCUAACCAAGGUCAUACCAUGGAUGCUGUGCAAACAGCGGAGCUGCUAAGGGAGAUCAAAUCCGCUGAUGAAGUGCCUAUGUGCGUCCAUGGCACCUUUCGAAACAACUUUAGAGGGAUUCGCAAAACAGGUCUCAAGCGAAUGAAGAGGAACCAUGUACAUUUCGCGACUGGUUUGCCUCAAGACGGUGUGAUAAGUGGGAUGAAGAGCAAAUGUGAGGUGCUCAUAUACUUGGAUUUGGCCAAAGCUAUGAAGGAUGGCAUGAAGUUUUUCAUGUCCGAAAAUGGGGUUGUGCUCACUGAAGGCUUCGACGGUGUAGUUCCUCGCGAGUACUUUGAGAAAAUCAUGUACAUCACAAAGGAAGAAUAG
Selaginella moellendorffii is the source of this 684-nucleotide messenger RNA. Its product is annotated as tRNA 2'-phosphotransferase 1. Gene Ontology annotation, biological process: tRNA splicing, via endonucleolytic cleavage and ligation. Bases 1 to 684 code for a protein of 227 amino acids. The transcript has 2 exons. NCBI's taxonomy places the organism in Eukaryota, Viridiplantae, Streptophyta, Lycopodiopsida, Selaginellales, Selaginellaceae. Gene Ontology annotation, molecular function: tRNA 2'-phosphotransferase activity. The record is from RefSeq and is a predicted model, not a curated record.